Molecule: messenger RNA, 2046 nt
Organism: Hemibagrus wyckioides
Lineage: Eukaryota; Metazoa; Chordata; Actinopteri; Siluriformes; Bagridae
Product: serine/threonine-protein kinase PAK 3
Exons: 17
Coding region: 206-1969 (587 amino acids)
Biological process (GO): regulation of actin cytoskeleton organization; regulation of MAPK cascade; intracellular signal transduction
Cellular component (GO): cytoplasm
Molecular function (GO): protein serine/threonine kinase activity; ATP binding
Source: RefSeq, a predicted model, not a curated record
UGGAGCAGGAGAGAGCCAGUGCAGCUUUAAGAGGUCAAGAACCGGUCUGAUGAGAGAAUGGAGCUGAGCUGUGUGUCAUAGGAAUACACACACACACACACACACACGGUGCGCACCGGGCCGAGGAUGAGCGCACGACACACGCACAGGCACACACACACUCAGGCUGAGAACGUGAGGACAUGUUUCGGAUAAGCAGCUGAAGAUGUGUGAUAGUGUAGAUGUUGAGGAGAAGCCCCCUGCUCCCCCCAUGAGAAUGAGCAGCAGCUCUCGUGACUCUUCAUCUGUCCUGCACUCAUCUAAACCGCUGCCCAUGGCUCCAGAGGAGAAAAACAAGAAAGCGCGCCUCAGAUCCAUCUUCCCUGGGGGGGACAAGACAAAUAAGAAGAAGGAGAAAGAGCGUCCUGAAAUUUCUCUCCCAUCUGACUUUGAACACACCAUCCACGUAGGCUUUGACGCAGUAACAGGAGAGUUCACUGGCAUCCCAGAGCAGUGGGCUCGGUUACUGCAGACCUCCAACAUCACCAAGCUGGAGCAGAAGAAGAACCCUCAGGCUGUCAUCGAUGUGCUCAAGUUCUAUGACUCCAAAGAAACCGUCAACAACCAGAAAUACAUGAGCUUCACGUCAGGAGAUAAAUCGGCUCACGGCUACAUCGCCGCUAACACACUGAACCGCCUCCUGUCCUCCGGGCCGCCAGUCAGCCUUAGAUCCUGCAGCGCUUUAUAUGAAAAGGAAACUGUGUCAAAACGCUGCAAAGCAUUCUGGCAGCAGGGAGCUAAAACAGCUUCCGAACCGCCCAUCGCUCCGCCAGUGUCUGAGGAGGAAGAUGAGGAAGAAGAGGAGGAUGAAGAAGAUGAGGAUGAGGAUGAUGACGAGGUGCCCCCUAUAAUCGCUCCAAGACCAGAACACACCAAAUCUAUUUACACACGCUCCGUCAUCGAACCCGCUGCAACCCCUGACCCUGUUAAAGAGGUCACAACCCCACCCGAGUCACAGGUCCAACCAGAGGAGACGACAACCUCCAGCACGUUGUACAGACACACAGACCGACAGAGAAAAAAAUCCAAAAUGACCGAUGAGGAGAUUCUCGAACGACUCAGAAGCAUCGUCAGUGUCGGGGAUCCAAAGAAGAAAUACACACGCUUUGAGAAAAUUGGACAGGGAGCGUCUGGAACAGUUUACACAGCCAUCGAUAUCGCAACAGGACAGGAGGUGGCUAUAAAGCAGAUGAAUCUGCAGCAGCAGCCGAAGAAGGAGUUGAUCAUUAAUGAGAUUUUGGUGAUGAGGGAAAACAAGAACCCCAACAUCGUUAACUACCUGGACAGUUAUUUAGUAGGAGAUGAAUUGUGGGUGGUGAUGGAGUAUUUAGCGGGCGGGUCUCUCACUGAUGUUGUUACAGAAACCUGCAUGGAUGAGGGACAGAUAGCGGCAGUGUGCCGAGAGUGUUUGCAGGCUCUCGACUUCCUGCACUCCAAUCAGGUGAUUCAUAGAGACAUCAAGAGUGACAACAUCCUGCUGGGCAUGGACGGAUCUGUCAAACUCACGGAUUUCGGGUUCUGUGCUCAGAUCACCCCGGAGCAGAACAAGCGCAGUACAAUGGUGGGGACGCCGUACUGGAUGGCUCCUGAGGUCGUGACCCGGAAAGCGUACGGACCCAAAGUGGACGUGUGGAGCCUCGGCAUCAUGGCUAUAGAAAUGGUGGAGGGAGAACCACCUUACCUGAACGAGAACCCACUGAGGGCGCUGUAUCUCAUAGCCACAAACGGCACUCCAGAGCUACAGAACCCUGAGCGUUUAUCCUCCGUCUUCAGAGACUUCCUGAACCGCUGUCUGGAGAUGGAUGUGGACCGGCGAGGAUCGGCUAAAGAGCUGCUGCAGCACUCUUUCCUGAAGCUGGCGAAGCCUCUGUCCAGUCUGACGCCGCUGAUUGUAGCCGCCAAGGAAGCCAUCAAGAACAGCAGCCGCUAGAGGGGACCUCACACUCACACACACACACACACACACACACACUCUCACACACACACACACACACACACACAUAAACA